ACGUGAAGAGGUUACUUAAGAUAGGAAUUCUGAACUCCAAACCGUUCACCUACUGAUCAGUUAACUAUUUCAAUGGCUAGCAAUUCAAAGCCACAAUUUUUUCUCUUCUCAUCACUGCUUAUUCUUCUACCUAUAUUAUCUUCUGGGUCGCUCAAUACUGUUACAGGCCAUGGGUUCUCAAUAGAAGAAGCAAGUGUACAUGACAUCCAACUCGCUUUCAAGCAAAACCAACUCACCUCAAGGCAACUCGUUGAGUUCUACCAAAAACAAAUACACAGACUCAACCCAAUCCUUAAGGGCGUCAUAGAGGUGAACCCAGAAGCACUACACCUAGCUGAUAAGGCUGACUCCGAGCGCAAAUCAAAAGCACCUGGGUCACUCUCUGGGUUACAUGGUAUUCCCAUCCUGCUCAAGGAUAAUAUUGCAACCAAGGAUAAGCUGAACACUACGGCUGGCUCUUAUGCAUUGCUAGGCUCAGUGGUGCCUAGAGAUGCUGGAGUGGUGACCAAGCUGAGGAAAGCUGGGGCUAUCAUCAUAGGAAAGGCUAGCUUAAGCGAGUGGUCUCAAUUCAGGUCGUUCUAUGUACCCAAUGGUUGGAGCGGCAGAGGUGGCCAAGGAAAGAAUCCCUAUGUUCUGUCGGCAGAUCCAUGUGGGUCAAGUAGUGGAUCAGCUAUAUCAGUGGCUGCAAAUUUGGUGGCAGUGUCAUUGGGGUCUGAGACAGAUGGCUCUAUUAUUUGCCCAUCCAGUUCUAACUCAGUUGUGGGCAUUAAACCAACAAUUGGUCUCACAAGCCGUUCUGGGGUCGUCCCAAUCUCUCCUAGGCAGGACACUAUUGGGCCUAUUUGCAGGACCAUAUCAGAUGCUGUUUACGUUCUUGAUGAGAUUGUUGGUCUGGACUACAACGAUAAAGCAACCAUUAAAGCAUCAAAGUACAUUCCACAUGGUGGCUAUAAACAAUUUCUUAAGGUUAAUGGGCUUAAGGGGAAGCGAUUGGGAAUAGUGAGAAAACCCUUUUACAAUUUCGGCAAUGACACCUUCUUAAAAAAAAUAUUUGCACAGCAUCUUGAUACACUAAGGCAAGAAAGUGCAAUUUUGGUGGACAAUCUUGAAAUAGCUAACAUUGAUGUUAUCUUGAAUAUUGGCACCUCGGAAAUGACAGCAUUGAUAAUAGAGUUCAAACAGGCCUUGAACAAAUAUUUAAAAGAACUGGUGGCUUCCCCAGUGCGUACCUUGGCUGAUGCUAUAGCCUUCAACAAGAAGUUCUCAGAUUUGGAAAAAAUCAAGGAAUAUAAGCAGAACCUCUUUCUAGAAGCUCAAGCCACAAAUGGGUCUAGUAACAAAGAGAAGACAGCAUUACAAGAUAUGGCAAGGCUGACGAGAGAUGGUUUUGUGAAGUUGAUGAUAAAGCAUAACCUUCAUGCAUUGGUGACUCCAUAUUUAGGACCUUAUGGUGUUAGUGUUACUUCUGUCCUCGCAAUUGGGGGCUUCCCUGGAAUUAGUGUCCCUGCAGGAUAUGAUAGUAAAGGUGUGCCAUUUGGUAUUUGCUUUGGGGGACUUAAAGGUUCAGAGCCAAAGUUGAUUGAAAUCUCAUAUGGCUUCGAGCAAGCUACUAAGAUUAGGAAGCCUCCUUCAUUUAAACCUUGAAGCCCAAACACCUAGCCUCCAUUCAAAGUUUUAGAACUUGCAUUGAUACUUAUGAAUCAUUAGGUUUGAUUAUGCUAGUUUGUGGUGAUAUAUAUAUAUUAACUACAGUUCAACUAUGGCGACAAUGUAAUUAAGUUGGGCUAAUAAUCUUGCUGGCAUAUAUGGACAAAGGGCAAGUACUGUGUAUUAAGUUUUGGUAACAAGACAUUAUUAAAAUGAUAUUGUCCUAAGUUAUGAUUAA
Molecule: messenger RNA, 1885 nt
Organism: Quercus lobata
Lineage: Eukaryota; Viridiplantae; Streptophyta; Magnoliopsida; Fagales; Fagaceae
Product: probable amidase At4g34880
Exons: 5
Coding region: 73-1644 (523 amino acids)
Source: RefSeq, a predicted model, not a curated record